GAGCCCGAGUCCAUCUUGGAGUACUUCCGUCUUUAUUUCCCAAAGUGCAGGGUUACAGACUUGCAGUGCAGUAACAUUAACCGCGGGCUGGGUCUACUCAUUCGCUAACCGCCAUGGCAGAGAAGAACGACCUGGUCGCCGGUUCGUGUCGCAAAGACCAAUCAUCAACUCCGUCCUCUUCCACCCGCAGCAAUCCUUCAGCACCUCACCGUGACGGCCUCUACGACUCGUUAGUUCAUGAAAUUAGAAUGCCACCACAAAACCCCAAGAAAGCCAAGACAUCAAACCAAUCUGAUCAUCCACCUUAUUUAUCCACCCUUCCUGACGAAAUAAUCGCGGAAAUCCUCUCUUGGUUACCAGUCAAAUCUCUAAUUCGAUUCAGGUGCGUUUGCAAAUCAUUCAAAGCUCUGUUUUCGGACCCCCAGUUUAUAAAAACCCACCUCAGAAAAAUCACGUCUUCAUCAGAAAGCAAACCAAAUCACUAUGAGAAAAUUGUUUUAACCUGUGUUCGUCCUCCAUAUACUCUCGUCAAAUCUUGCUCCCUGUACUCGAUUUAUAACGAAUCACAAACUGAUGCUGUUGAGCUCGAUCAUUUCUCAUUAAGGGAUAAAUAUCAUUAUACUUGGCUUGUUGGGUCUUGUGACGGAUUACUGUGUAUGGCUGCCUAUAACACUGCCGAGCAAAAUUAUGUGGCUUUAUGGAAUCCAUCUACAAGGGUGGUUUAUAGAUUGCCUGGUUUAGGGUUUGGAAAUAAGUCAGAGGGCUAUACUUGUUUUGGGUUUGGUUAUGACAGUAAUAUAUGUGAUUAUAAGGUGGUGGCUGUGUUCUGCUUUCGAAACUGGGGUGAUAGUGAACAUAAAACUAGAGUUAAAAUUUGCACCUUGGGGACCAAAUCUUGGAGGAGGAUUGAGGAUUUCGGAUAUGGGGUUCCUUAUGAUGUCUCAGGAAAGUAUGUCAAUGGGAGUCUUAGUUGGCCAGCGAUGUGUGAAAGAGAUUCUAGAUUAGCGUGGAUUAUUGUUUCCCUUGAUUUAGCUAAGGAGACGUAUAAGGAAAUUUUGCAACCUGAUUAUGGGGAGGAUGAUUAUGAUAGUAUAAGUUUGGGGGUUGUGAACGGAUGUCUUUGUAUGAUGUGUGAUAUUGCAGACUCUGCUGAUUUAUGGGUCAUGAAGGAUUUUGGAGUGAGACAGUCUUGGACCAAGUUGCUAAGCAUACCAUAUUUGGAUGAUCCUGGGGUGAUGCAGUAUUCAAUUCCAUACUACAUAGCAGAUAAUGGUGAAGUUCUGAUGGAGGGUAAAGACGUUUUACUUAUUUACAAUCCUAAAGAUGGCACAUUUAGGUAUUCUGUGAUCAAUGGUGCUCGCCGGUUGGUUGAAGCAGAACUUUACAUUGAGACCCUGGUUUCACCCUAAGUUGAGAAUUCUCAUUUCGAGAGGACAGAAAUGUUUGCGAACACUGAAAAGUAGACUGGAAACGCUUUUCUGAUGCGUAGCUUUUACUGUCUAAUGCAUUUUCCUUUUUCCUUUUUCUCA
Molecule: messenger RNA, 1529 nt
Organism: Manihot esculenta (cassava)
Lineage: Eukaryota; Viridiplantae; Streptophyta; Magnoliopsida; Malpighiales; Euphorbiaceae
Product: F-box/kelch-repeat protein At3g23880
Exons: 1
Molecular function (GO): protein binding
Source: RefSeq, a predicted model, not a curated record